Molecule: messenger RNA, 1335 nt
Organism: Homalodisca vitripennis (glassy-winged sharpshooter)
Lineage: Eukaryota; Metazoa; Arthropoda; Insecta; Hemiptera; Cicadellidae
Product: senecionine N-oxygenase-like
Exons: 7
Coding region: 116-988 (290 amino acids)
Molecular function (GO): NADP binding; flavin adenine dinucleotide binding; N,N-dimethylaniline monooxygenase activity
Source: RefSeq, a predicted model, not a curated record
CGCGUACAAGAUGCCGAGAACCUUGGCACAUUUAUAAGAUUAGCAGGAGCCAGAGUUCAGUUAACUACGGCGAAGGAUAGCCUGUCUGUCAUAGAUCAGGGAAUAGUGCACGGCGAUGGCAGCAGCUACAGAGUCAAAGCGAGUUGCGGUGGUGGGUGCCGGACCGGCAGGUCUGUGUGCCGCUAAACACUGCCGAGACGCGAGCUUUGACUGUACCGUGUUCGAGCAAUCCGGGUAUCUCGGUGGCACUUGGCGGUACACAGACUGUACACGCACUGACGAGUAUGGAGCUCCCAUCCACACGAGCAUGUACAGCAAUCUCAAAACUAAUUUGCCGAAAGAAGUUAUGAUGUUUCCCGGCAUACCAUACAAGAACGAAAAGGAUUCAUAUUUGACAUCAGAAGAAGUCUUGGAAUAUAUAAAUGAUUAUGCCGACAAAUUCCAACUUCGAAGUUUGUGCAAGUUCCAUCAUCUCGUCACGAAGAUCAGCCGGAGAGAAUCGGAAUGGGAAGUGACAGUAGAGGAUCUACAAAACAAGGCGUCUUGCACCUAUUAUUUUGAUAUUUUGUUCAUCUGUAACGGGGUAAACAAUACGCCUUUCACAGCCCACAUAGAGGGAGUGGAACACUUCAGGGGUUGUAGUAUGCACAGUCACGAGUACAGGAAGUCGGAGUCAUUUCUUGGCCAGCGGGUGCUUGUUGUAGGUGGCGGACCCUCGGGCAUGGACCUCACCGAGCAUAUAUCACGCUGUGCAGACAAGGUAUUCAUGUCACAUCACAGCAAGACUAUAAAGAACCUUCGCUUUCGAUCCAAUGUGGAGAUAAAACCCGAUGUCCGGCGUUUGUUGGAGCAUUCUGUAGAGUUCACAGAUGACUCGGUCGAGGACAUAGACACUUUGGUGUACUGCACAGGGUUCAGUAAGAACUAUAAAUUCCUGGACGAGUCAUGUGAGAUCACAGAGGACCAAGGACUCGUUUAUCCUCUGUAAAAGCAUUGCAUCAACGCCAACCAUCCUUCCAUGUGUGUCUUGGGAAACCUGGUGUACAGCAUGCAGUUUCCUACUUUUGACAUACAGGUUCGCUUCUUCAUGAAAACACUAUCCAACAACAUUUUGCCAGGACAUAAAGAGAUGUUAGAGGAUAUUAAAGAGAAUAUAGAUAGGAAGUUGGUGGACGGGGCUCCGAAGAAGGCUUUAUUUCGUACCUGGGCUGACGAGGACAGGAUCUACUUCAACCAGCUGGUGGAGUUGGCAGCGAUCGAACCUAUACCGAGAGUUCUACACGAGAUCCAUGCUGACGCCACUGUUAAUCUACUUCAAAACUUUGGUCAUUUUCA